UGGGGGAAUCACACCGGAAACCCCCCACCAGAAACGUCCACCAGGCCAAGAGAGCGCACGUGCUGAGCUGAGCGCGAAAACCAACUCUGUUUCGCGCUCAACAACAAACGUGUCAACAUGGCCAACUCUGCUGGGAUGACGGUGGAAAACGACGUGACAGGGUCCCUUCCAUGUAUUGCUGUAGAGACACAUGGAGGGCCUGACUUCUCUCUAACACAAGCUUUAGAAGACGUCUCACAACAAGGAUAUGCCCAGAUUGUGGCCCUUCGGGAGAAACAACAAGUGCUCAGCUCUCUCCAGGCCAUACUAUCAGACAUUGAGAAGAAAGGCAAAGAAGCUGAAGUGGAGUUAAAAUCCAACGUGAGGCAGAUUCUCAUCCUGGAGGGUGAGAUGGAACACCUGCAGCGACACAUGCAAGACCUGGGCUUGCGUUCCGUCACCGUCUACAACGAAAACACAGUGCUCCGACUUCUGAUCGAGGAAGAGGAGGACAACUUUAGCCGUGUGCUGGCCGGUUACAACACCUACCGGAACAAGAUGGAGGGCCACCGGACAGCCGUCUUGCAAGCGGAGAGCCAGACGAGGGCUCACAGGGAGCUAGUGGAGAAGAGGGCUCUGGUCAGAGUGCUCACAGAGAGGAGAGAGGAGCUGAGGGCCGACCUGGAGAACCCAGAGGGGAAUGCUGUGAAGCAGGCACAGAAAGAGUUGGAUGACAUGAGGGGGCAGAUCUCAGACCGGAGGAAGAUGGUGACUGAGAGAAGAGAGCUCAUCCUGAAGGAGUUUGAGAGUCACACACUGAUCAAGAAGCAUAUCGAGAUCCAGAACAGACGGUACGAUGCCAUCGUGAAGCGUCUCCACUGCCAACUGAUGAAGGCCCAGUCCGGCCACAGGCAGUUGUCUGAUGAUAUCUACCACAUGGAGAGAGAGAUCCAGGACCUCAAGAGACACCUCGAGGUGCCAUAAGUUAGCAUUCUGGUUCAUAAAACUGUAUGUUUUGUAGUAUGACCUA
Oncorhynchus gorbuscha (pink salmon) is the source of this 1009-nucleotide messenger RNA. RefSeq names its product coiled-coil domain-containing protein 122-like. The transcript is spliced from 5 exons. The record is from RefSeq and is a predicted model, not a curated record. The coding region runs from base 118 to 963 and encodes 281 amino acids. Lineage: Eukaryota; Metazoa; Chordata; Actinopteri; Salmoniformes; Salmonidae.